AAUAAUAAUUAUAAAUAAUGUGUUUUCAGGUCUAGAACCAUUGCUGAUAGAGUUUGGCGUGGACGUGGUCAUAUGGGCUCAUGAGCACUCUUACGAGAGAUCCUGGCCCUUGUACGAUAAUGUUGUGUACAACGGCACCGAGGGACCUUACAUCAAUCCUGGGGCCCCGGUGCACAUAGUCACAGGAUCUGCCGGCUGCCAGGAGUCCACGGAUCCCUUCAACUACCCCGCCGCCGCGUGGUCCGCCUUCAGGUCCACUGACUACGGCUACACGAGAUUCAAGGCGUACAACCAAACACACAUUUACUUUGAACAGGUGAGCGUCGAUCGAAAAGGGAAAGUCAUUGAUUCUCUGUGGAUCGAGAAACACAAGCACGAAGCCUACAAUCUUUGAUAGCGUUGCGGCUUAAUAAUAAUAAUAGUAAUAGCACAUUAAUAUAAUAAUCAAACCGUUAACGUGAUACAAAUGGUCAAUAAGAGAAUCAUCAAAGUCAUCAGAAUUUGAACCCAAGACAUGUUUAGUUUGCAGACAUUUUGAAGGUGACGAAGAUUACAUUGAAAUAUUUCGACAACAUCAUGAAAGCGCGUUAUAAUAUAAGAUAAUUCAUCGAAUAAUGUUAAGAAUCUUUGAAACAAAAAGUGUACUCAAUCUUUUUUACAAGAAUAACCCUUAUAUUGUUAAAGUUAAUGUGCAAUAUUGCGUGGUGACGGAUAUGGAUGUCAUCUGGGUAAGGCGGGUGGAAUGUGCGCGUUGUGAUGUCCGCGGACUCGGGUAACCACUUACCAACGGUUGAGCCGUGAGCUCGUUCAACCCUCUAUGUAAUAAAAAUCAAUCAUAAUUUUCUUGCGAUUAAAUAAUAUUUUUAUUUUUUUACAAGAUAGUUAAGAUGCUGGUGAAGUACCCGUCAAUAAUGUAACUCGGGUAUUUGAAUAAAGCAGGUUUGAGCCCCGUGAGCUCACCUACUAGUUAUGGCGACGCAGAUAUAGCCUCUCAAGGCUCUCAGCUUAGGUAGGAAAAAAAUUAUGAAUAAAGCACCAGCAAAAUAUUACUUCUGUUAGAGCAGAUAAGUCCCUCAGGCCCUAUGAGCUGCCCUACAACUUCGGUGUAGGGCAGCUCAUAACCCUUCGAGGUUAGAAGCUGUGGGUAGGCAAAAAAAACCGAGAUAAUUUCAAGGAAUAUCUCGUACAUUAUUUAGCAUCACACUACUUUGGAGGACGCGGCGGGUGUGCGUAUGUGAAAAGGCAUUUAGUUUGAUCUUGUCGUUUUAAGUUUUCGUACAAAAAUAUAUUUUGACUAAAUACAAUAAAUAUUAAUAAAAUUUAUAAAUAUA
Molecule: messenger RNA, 1331 nt
Organism: Bombyx mandarina (wild silkworm)
Lineage: Eukaryota; Metazoa; Arthropoda; Insecta; Lepidoptera; Bombycidae
Product: acid phosphatase type 7-like
Source: RefSeq, a predicted model, not a curated record